Molecule: messenger RNA, 5729 nt
Organism: Melanotaenia boesemani (Boeseman's rainbowfish)
Lineage: Eukaryota; Metazoa; Chordata; Actinopteri; Atheriniformes; Melanotaeniidae
Gene: sv2a
Product: synaptic vesicle glycoprotein 2A
Exons: 13
Coding region: 320-2533 (737 amino acids)
Biological process (GO): chemical synaptic transmission; transmembrane transport
Cellular component (GO): membrane
Molecular function (GO): transmembrane transporter activity
Source: RefSeq, a predicted model, not a curated record
GGCGGAAAGGGGGCGGAGACACAUGUAACGUCUUGCAGCUCGCUCUUACUACGUCAGGGUACAUCACAGGAGCGCACAGGACCUUCUUUCUCAGGUACCAGGGUGACUCCCCGCACUGAAACAAUCCCGGUCACCCUAAAACGCGCUGACCUUCCCUCUACUAAAGGAUUUGGUGUCUGAGUGCAGCAGAGCAAGGAGCUGUCCACGGUCCUGAAUUGAGUCCAACAAAAAAAAUUCCCAUCACACACUCAUGUGCUUGGGCCAGUCCUGAUACCCCCAAGUCUCAGAAGCAUCUCACCAACACCUCUACACAUCCAAGAUGGACGAUGACGGGCGCUACAGAGACGGCCGCUCAGACUUCAUCCGCGGUGCCAAGGACAUAGCCAAGGUUGCCAAGAAGCAAGUUGGCAAGAAAGUGGGGCGUGGCAUGGACAAGAUGACCGACGAAUACACCAAGCGCUCCUAUAAGCGAUUUGAGGAGGAUGAUGAUGACGAUGACUAUGCCGGUGCGCCGAGCAAUGACGGCGGAUAUUAUCGGAAUGACAGCCGGGCCAAUGAUGAUGAGGGUCACAGUGAUUCCACUGAAGGACACGAUGAGGAUGAUGAGAUCUAUGAAGGAGAGUACCAAGGCAUCCCCCGGGCAGACUCAGGCAAAGCUAGCGGCAUGGACAGGGUGGCGGAUGUCCAGGCGCAGCAGUUCAGGGACCUGUCGGCCUACGAGGGCGAGAGGAGGAAAGACCAGGAGGAGCUGGCCCAGCAGUACGAGAGCAUCCUGCAGGAGUGUGGCCAGGGGAAGUUCCAGUGGACGCUCUACUUUGUCCUGGGACUGGCCCUGAUGGCAGAUGGUGUGGAGAUCUUUGUGGUUGGCUUUGUGCUGCCUAGCGCUCAGAUAGACAUGUGUCUAUCUGAGCCAAACAAAGGCAUGCUGGGUCUGAUCGUGUACCUGGGGAUGAUGGUGGGCGCCUUCGUGUGGGGUGGCCUGGCUGAUCGAAUUGGUCGACGACAGACCCUCCUCAUCUCACUCUCCAUAAACAGCGUGUUUGCCUUCUUCUCAUCCUUCGUCCAGGGCUACAGCUCCUUCCUGUUAUGUCGCCUGAUCUCUGGUGUGGGCAUCGGCGGCUCAAUCCCAAUUGUGUUCUCCUAUUACUCUGAGUUCCUGGCCCAGGAGAAACGAGGCGAGCAUCUAAGCUGGCUCUGCAUGUUCUGGAUGAUUGGUGGUAUCUACGCCUCCGCCAUGGCCUGGGCCAUCAUCCCACACUAUGGCUGGAGUUUCCAGAUGGGCUCAGCCUACCAGUUCCACAGCUGGCGUGUCUUUGUGUUGGUGUGUGCCUUCCCCUCUGUGGCGGCCAUAUCUGCCCUCACCACCAUGCCUGAGAGUCCCCGCUUCUACCUGGAGAACGGGAAACAUGAUGAAGCAUGGAUGAUUCUAAAGCAGGUCCAUGACACCAACAUGAGGGCUAAAGGUUACCCAGAGAGGGUUUUCUCUGUGACCACCAUUAAAACAGUGAAGCCGAUGGAUGAGCUGGUGGACAUGGGCGACAGCACUGCUUGGCACGAGAAAUGGAGGAUAAAGCUCACUAUGCUUUUCCAUCAGGUGUGGCAUAAUUUCCAAACCAUCUUCUCUCCUGAGUACCGCCGCACCACCUACAUGAUGAUGGCCGUGUGGUUCUCCAUGUCCUUCAGCUACUACGGCCUGACGGUGUGGUUCCCCGACAUGAUCAAGUACCUGCAGAAGCAGGAGUACUCCUCCCGCACCAAGAUUUUUGUCAAAGAGAAAGUAGAACACGUUACCUUUAACUUCACCCUGGAGAACCAGGUCCACCGUCAGGGGGAGUACUUCAAUGACAAGUUUAUGAACCUGAAAAUGAAAUCUAUGGUGUUUGAGGAUUCGCUGUUUGAGGAGUGUUACUUUGAAGAUAUCACCUCCAGCAACACCUUCUUCAAGAACUGCACCUUCAUUGCCACCCUCUUCUACAACACAGAUCUUUUCAAGUACAGGUUGAUCAACUGUAAGCUCAUCAACAGCACUUUCCUGCACAACAAGGAGGGCUGUCUGCUCAGUGACGUAAGUGAUGAGAAUAAUGCCUACAUGGUCUACUUCGUCAGCUUCCUGGGCACCUUGGCAGUGUUGCCAGGCAACAUCGUGUCUGCGCUGCUCAUGGACAAGAUUGGACGUUUGAGGAUGCUAGCCGGCUCCAGUGUCAUCUCUUGCGUCAGCUGUUUCUUCCUGUCCUUUGGCAACAGCGAGUCAGCCAUGAUUGCUCUGCUCUGUCUGUUUGGUGGAAUUAGCAUCGCCUCCUGGAACUCUCUGGACGUGCUGACCGUGGAGCUCUACCCUUCUGACAAGAGAACCACAGCGUUUGGCUUCCUCAAUGCUCUCUGUAAAUUAGCCGCUGUGCUGGGCAUUAGCAUCUUCACCUCGUUCGUUGGCAUAACCAAAGCUGUGCCCAUCCUGUUCGCCUCGGGGGCGCUGGCGGCGGGCAGUUUCUUGGCCCUCAAGCUACCAGAAACACGGGGUCAGGUGCUGCAGUAGUGCAGCGCCGAAAAGCUUUGCAGGGGGCAGAAGAGUUUUUGCCACACUGUGAACGAACAGCUCAAGAGCCCAUAAAAUCCUUCCCUCUAAACCUCCCUCUAAAGUUUCACUGGUGAGCUGCAAAAUUUGGCCAUAACAGAAAAAAAAUUAUGACAGAAUUUGAGCUGAAAAAAAAAGCACAAAACAAGUAGAAAUGAUAAGAUUUUGUCCUCCUCAUUGUAAACACACCUGGGGUUGGAGAUCAGUUGGAUGGGGGCUCCUGAUAAUGAGCCAUGCAAACAGACUUAAUGACCACUAGCCAUGUUGCAGAGUCCUCCGUUUUCACCUCCAUUCUCCUGAGCAAAUCCAGCUCCUCAUUUUUGGACAUAAACUCAAAAAUGCAACAAUUUCUGCCUCGAUUUGAAGCAUUUUUGACUCUGCGGGGAAAAAAACCCAAGACGCUCCCGUCUUGGCUGCCCUCACUCUUUUUUCUCCAGAUGUCUUGUGUUGUGUACAGACUUACUGCCAUUUUAUAGAUUAUACAACAUUCCAGGUUUGCUUCUGUCAUCAUUAUGAUUAGAAGAUCUUCGCUCCUCUUAAAUCAGUUUCAGAUCUCAUCUGAACCACCGUGAGUUCAUCAGAUAACGGAUCAGUUUCCCAUGUGAAGCACAACCAUUUCUCCUGUGAACAGCCAUCACAUUUUCUUGACCCAAUGAAAAUGUUUAGGAUCUCUCACUCAGCCAUUUUUCCAGUAUCACGGCACAUCCCUUUUGUCAGAACUGCCUUUUUCUUCUCCUUCCAGACUUGCAGUAUGUUUGCCUCUGUUAUGUUUUGGAGGGUGUUAUGCAUGUUACAAAGUAUGUACUAUAUGUAACUUGACAAUUAAAUUAGGAGUGCAACAUGUAAACAGCAUUUGGGACUUGUUACAUUUGCUCGUCUAUGACUCUUAAAGAAAUCACUGUCAUAUGUUGAGAUUCUCUACCCAUAAAAGACAGAACAGCUCAUUUCGUUCUGCAGCUGGUGAUACCUGAGCGUGAGUAGACGUCUCCACGCCGUUCUUAGAGCACAAGAGGGACAAAAACUGCACAGUUCAUUUGCUGUUUUAAACAUGUCCUUUAAUGUGGGAGAAAAUAAUCAAAACUCAGAGUUAAAAACAGAGCUGGGUGUGAAAGCCAACCUACAAAAAAGAAAAAAAAAAGAAGAAAAAACUGUGUGAACUGAAUGUUUAUAUUAUUGUGAGUGUGCUUCUUGGUGCAAUAUGGAACCUCUGUGCAACAUUGACUUUGUUUUCAUUCAUUUAUCUAGUUUUCUGUCAUUCCACAAAGGGUUUUGUUGUUUGUUUUUUAAAAAUGGAUGUUGGAUAUUAGAGAAAAACAAUGUGUGACAACAUACUCGACAUGCUUAACCUGCCUUUUGCUCUCAAAGCAAUAACGCUCAAUAUAAGCAGAGUGGAUAUCCGGACUCUUGGGAAGUAAAACUCCAGAAGGGUCGUAUUUUUUUGAUUUAGGGUCUGCGUGUCUUUAGGGCAGGUUACCAGGCUGAACAAGUGAAAGAGAGGAUUAUGCUACUAAUGGAGGUAUGAAUUUGGCAUGUGGUGGGACAUUGUUUUUACUGUUACAGCCAGAUAUGACAUGAAAUUCACCACUGCCAAGGGCUGAUUGUCAUCAUAGGAAUCAAUGAAAACCGUUGGCACAUCCCCUCCAUCGGUAGAAGACUGAUAUGUUCACAAUUUCAUGGGAAAAAUAAAACAAAACUAAACAAUCAUGCCAGAUCAACAAACUGUCCAGACUGCCAUUUCUUUAGGAUAGCAGCCAUAUGUAGACUGAGGACAGCUGAAUAACCAUUGCACUAAGCCUACACCGUCGUACAUGCACAAUUGUGAAAGCCUUGAGUUCUUCGAGGCGCAUCCUGAUGCAGCCUUGCUAGAGACAUAAUGAAUAAUGAGCCACACGUACCAUGAGAGCACAACAACCAAAAUCUACCAAAUGACAAUUCUGAGUGCUUUGAGAUUCUGGAAAGUGACCCUUUACAUUUCACCACCAUGAUCCAAAUUUAACAUCAGACCACCGUCUUUGAGCGUCCCAUGAGUAGCACCUCUCAUUAGUUAUUGCCAAAUUUUUUGAAUGGCCUGAGUUUACACAUUGUACCACCUGUUAUAGAUAUGAAUAUAUGUAAAUAAGAUUAAAUAUAAUGUAACUAAUAACUAUUUAAACCUCGUUGCCCCUGUACUUAUACAAUAUUAAAGUUGUUUCUUUCCUUUUGUUGCUCUUAGUUGUGUAAAACAAGAACACUUGGUCUUGCUCUUGUUUUAUAACCGCGACACAUAAAGGCUUCAGAAGCCAAAACGGCCAAUAAGUCUAAGUUAAAUUUACCAGAUUCCCCUCUUAAAAGCACACUGGUAGUAAAUAAAUGCACAUUAUCUGUACAAAUAUAAAGAAAACAGAUAUCUAAGGGUUAGCUGCCCUAUGGUCUGUAUGUCAUCCUGUAUCACCCAUGAAAUUAAGAACGAUGUCAAGAUUUGUAUUUGUGCAGCAUUGAAGGCUGUUAAACACUAAAGAGUCUCAGUUCCAGCUCCGUCCAGGUCAAACUUGUCUCUCAUAGCUUACGUUACAGGGUUUUUUGUAUAAUGAACUUGUCUGAGUUACAGUCCAGUUGUGUGUGCAAAAAGUUAACAAAGCAAUAAGUGUUUGGGGUUUUUUGUCUAGUGAAAGGAAUUGAAGCACGUGAAAGGCAGAGCGCAGGACUGAAUGACUAACAUUCAUGCAUAACUGUAAAACCACCUUUGGUCUUGAGGCUUCUGUCGAUAAAACUGCAUUGCCAUGAAUUAAAUGUAACAAAGAAUUACCACCUUUGUCACUGUACCGUGCCGUAGAAACUGUAGUUGGAUGUUUGUAAGUGUAGAAACUGUGGAAUCAUAACUAUGAAAAACGUUAUAAAAAAGAAGUGUAAAUGAACAAUGACGUGUGUUGUCUUUGAUUUUGUGUAUUUUGUAAAUGAGAAUGAGAUAUAAGGAAAUACUUUAAUGUUAAAUACGGUUAUGAAUCAUAGUUAGACUAAAUGUGACGACAUCAGUUCUGUUUAAAGGUGUGUGAGAUGUUUUUUCUUAUAUUUUCUCAUUGUUGAUUUUUGAUUGGGUUUGCACUUUGAUGUGACCCUUUGGAAUCACAAUGGAUAACAAAGACCCAUAAAGAAUAAAGUGGAAAAGAAAUUAUCAAAA